Molecule: messenger RNA, 836 nt
Organism: Empidonax traillii (willow flycatcher)
Lineage: Eukaryota; Metazoa; Chordata; Aves; Passeriformes; Tyrannidae
Product: mitochondrial import inner membrane translocase subunit Tim21-like
Exons: 5
Biological process (GO): protein import into mitochondrial matrix
Cellular component (GO): TIM23 mitochondrial import inner membrane translocase complex
Source: RefSeq, a predicted model, not a curated record
UUUAUUUCAGUGAAAGAAGCUGGAAGAGACUUCACCUAUUUUAUUGUGGUGCUUGUUGGAAUUGGUGUUACAGGUGGUUUGUUCUACGUGAUUUUUAAAGAGCUAUUCUCUUCUUCUAGUCCAAAUAAGAUCUAUGGAGAUGCCUUGGAGAAAUGCAGAUCUCACCCUCAGAUAAUUGGUGUUUUCGGUGACUCUAUUAAAGGUUAUGGGGAGGCAACAAGAAGAGGAAGACGACAGCAUGUCAGUCACAUUGAAUACGUGAAGGACGGAUUGAAACAUAUGCGUUUGAAGUUCUAUAUUGAGGGCACUGAAUCAGGGAAACAGGGAACAGUCCAUGUGGAAGUCAAAGAGAAUCCUGAAACAGGAAGAUUUGAGGUCCGCUACAUAUUUGUGGACGUUGACACCUAUCCAAGAAGAACCAUUGUCAUAGAAGACAACAGAUAGCCAACGAUCAAAGCUGCUGCCUUGUCUCAUUGAGCAUUGAAUAAUACUGAUGUAGCCAGUCUACACGUGAAUUGUUUGGUGUUCUCGAUUGUGUCUCCCAGAUUUGGGGUUGUGUUACAGGAAGUAGCCUCUCAGGGCAUCCAUUAUUGACUUGGAUAAUAACUGAUACAGGAUUUAAAGUGAAACCAAUGAAAUAUAAUAGACCUAUGAUUUAUGGCAGAUACUCUUGACAUAGGAAAGCAAUGGCUCAUAAUAAACAGUUUAAUGAUGGAUAAUACUUCUGCAUGCCUAAAUACUGAGUCUUCCAAGUUUUUAGGUUUGUAUGGGGAGUUGUCUUCCUUGCUUGGAUUUCCCACUACCACUGCAAUAAAGAAAGUGGUAUUUUAACUGUA